AUGGAUCCGGUUAUCACCGAUCUCGUGUCGGGUGAUGCGCUACGGUUCAUCAAAAUAUACCAAGAUCUGGGCCUCAUUCACGCCCAAGCAGCCGAGUUUAACAGACACGUAUACAACCAUUGCUCCCGAAGUACGGAAGGCUCUUGGGACUGGCUAAGCGGGACUGGGCCUCUCGGUUUGAGCAUCUCCGGGUUCACCUGGGGCGCGCAUUGGUCGCGUACCUGGCUGGGAAUCGGCUGGAAGAAGCCCGGCAGCGAUGGGAAGAAGUACGAGGCCCUGCCCGAUACUGUGAGCAGCACGGCAAGGUUACGGGGGUUUGUCGAGAUGCUGAUCCAAUAUUCUCUGUGUGACAUCGCUGCUCGACGGGGGAAUAUGAAUGAAGCACAUCAAUUUCUCCGAGACGCGAAGGCCCGGUUUGCCCGCAUCGGACGAGAGCACUGGUGGACCUGUUUGGGCACCGCCCAGUUGGAUCUCUACACGCAGUCACUCUGCCAGCAUGACCUGAUAUCGGGGAUCGCCUCGUGA
Molecule: messenger RNA, 525 nt
Organism: Aspergillus ibericus CBS 121593
Lineage: Eukaryota; Fungi; Ascomycota; Eurotiomycetes; Eurotiales; Aspergillaceae
Exons: 1
Coding region: 1-525 (174 amino acids)
Source: RefSeq, a predicted model, not a curated record